This is a messenger RNA of Phodopus roborovskii (desert hamster), 2703 nucleotides long. It is a transcript of the gene Znf672, whose product is annotated as zinc finger protein 672. The coding region runs from base 402 to 1808 and encodes 468 amino acids. The transcript has 3 exons. The record is from RefSeq and is a predicted model, not a curated record. Gene Ontology annotation, biological process: regulation of cytokine production; negative regulation of transcription by RNA polymerase II; regulation of immune system process. Lineage: Eukaryota; Metazoa; Chordata; Mammalia; Rodentia; Cricetidae.
CAGGCAGAGCAAGCCAAUCAGCAUGUUGUCUUCUGGCCCCGCCCUGCCUGCACCCGCCCCUUCCUCCGCACGCUGAGCCCAGCACCGUCCAUAACGCGUUGAGGCGAACGCGGUUUGGAGCGGCCCUCCGGUGACUGGUUUCUACCCUAGGAACAGACCUCUUUGUUCACGUAAUGGGAUGAGCCAGGGCUAUUGCAGCCAGUGCUGAACUGACAGUGACCGCCCUGCAGGGAUUACAACGAUGAAUCCAGCUGCUGCCUGCCUUUGGGACAGCAGGGCCAUCUGCUCUUGAAAGAAGAAACCCAAGAAUCUGGCCACCAGUUUUCAAGGCCACCGCCUUUUCCCUCUGUUAUUUUCCAGGCCUUAAAACUACAAAUUAUUGACUGGAAAAGGUAGACAUCAUGUUCACAGCACCUGGCUUGGCAGCGAUUGGAGGAAGGCCUUAUUCCUGCAGUGUGUGUGGCAAGAGCUUUCGGUACAGUGCAGUGCUGCUGCGGCAUGAACGUGCCCAUGGUGGUGACAAGCGCUUCCGCUGUCUCGAGUGUGGUGAACGCUAUGCUCGAGCCUCAGACCUGCGUGCACACAGGCAGACCCAUGCUGGCCAGACCCUAUAUGUCUGCAGUGAGUGUGGCCAGAGCUUCAAUCACAACAGUCUACUGGACCUGCAUCUAGGGACACACAGAAGGCGGAGCCGCACCUGCCCUUGCCGCCUCUGCGGCCGUCGCUUCCCUCAUGUCCCUGCGCUGCUGCUGCAUCGGCUCCAUCAGCAUCCACCUGAGAAACCCCACCGCUGCCCACUGUGUGCCCGCUCCUUUCGGCAGAGUGCUCUUCCUUUCCACCUGGCACGGGCACAUCCCCCAGAGACGACCACUGCCACCGCCCCUUCCCCCAGUCCGCUGCACCACUGUACACAGUGCCCACGAGCCUUCCGCAGCAGUGCUGGGCUGCGGAACCAUUCCCGCAUCCACGUAGUCCUGAGCCUCAGCGACCCUGGCGCUGAGGCCCACCAAUGUAGUGUGUGUGGUAAGAGCUUCGGCAAGAGUUCCACACUCACACGACAUCUCCAGAGACACUCGGGGGAGAAGCCUUUCAAGUGCCCAGAAUGUGGCAAGGGCUUCUUGGAGAGUGCCACGCUGGUGCGGCACCAGCGAACACACACUGGGGAAAAGCCAUACUCCUGUAGUGACUGCGGACGCUGCUUUAGUGAGAGCUCUACACUGCUGCGUCACCAGCGCAGCCACCAGGGUGAACGGCCACACGUGUGCCCCACUUGCGGCAAGGGCUUCGGACAGCGAUAUGACCUUGUGGUGCACCAGCGCAGCCACACGGGGGAGAGGCCCUUCCCAUGCCCAGAGUGCGGACGAGGCUUCACAGACCGCUCAGAUCUCACCAAACACCUACGCACACACACUGGGGAAAAGCCUUACCACUGUGAGCUGUGUGGCAAGCGAUUCACCUGCAUCUCCAACCUCAAUGUGCAUUUACGCAAUCACGCAGGUCAUAAACCACACAAGUGCCCAGAGUGUGGCAAGUCCUUCAGUGUUGCCUCCAAGCUUGCACUGCACAGAAAAACACACCUAGGUGAGCGGACAGCAGAGUGCACAGAGUGUGGCAAAUUCUUUAGCCAUGGCCGGUCACUGUCACAGCACCAGCGGUCCCACAGACGUGCUCGAGCAGCUGCAUUGGCAGCCACUACUACCACCACUGUAGUCACGGAGGUGACAGUGGGUCCUCCCCUUGCCCUCACAGGGCCAAAGGAACAGGAGAAAUCAGGGCUCUUAAUGUCUCCAUUUCAGGAAACUUGCUAAGAUGGCCCCAUGAAGUAGCUGGGUGAAUACACAUUCAGUCCCAAGGAAAAGGGCAUAUCAGAUGGUUUGUAAGCCAGACCUACUGCUGUUGCAUUGUUAGUAGGUGUUCACCUAGCUUGCCUUGCCUCUAAACCGAGAUUCCCACUAGCUCUUCCAUCAUCCUUGUAUUCCCUAACUCUGAGUACGAGUCAGGAAGCCAACACCACACCCCUAUGCAAGACAGACCAGGUGGUUGUGUUCUGUUGCUGCCACUCCGUUCCCUGUUGUAUGAGCUCAGUUUUUUCCCUGGCUCUUCAGGCAAUGUAUUUGGUCAGUUAGGUGUCUUCUUAUCUGCCUGUUAAUCGCUCCUACUUUCUCUUGCUUGAGACACAUAGUUGCAGAGGUGAGACAGAGGCAGUGUGGAAGGGUGGAAUAGCUAGCUCUUCAUUAAAGGACCAAGACCUGUUGCAAGUUCCUCCUUUGAAAAGGUAAAAGCAGGUAAAGGCACCAGUUGACCUGAAUUUGACUCCUUGAACCCACAUGUGUCAUGACACAUAUUCACACACAAAGAAGUAAUUUUUUUGUCAGUAAAUGGCUCUUAGAACAAUUUUCUUUAGCCAGGGAAGAAAUGAUUGCCUCAUAACACAUAUGAAACAAAAGAAUGUUAUUUCCAAAUGAGGCUUCAAGGUACAAGGAAACAAGUUCCCUGGAGUCCUGGGCAAGGGCAGAAAGUAAAGCCUGGAAUCCAUCAAUGACUGCAUAUAGCUGGUGAAAUUGUUAACUUGUUUGGGUUUGUGAUACCAAGAACCCCUUUGUCAAAAUGAAUUCCAAGUUCUCAUCCCUUUUGGUGGUGGUUUCUUCAUUGCUGUAACAAAAUGCCUGAGAAAAUCAACUUAAAGAUUUAUUUUGGCUUGUG